UACGACGGCAUUGGACAGCAGUCAGUGCUGAAACGAUGUUCGUGCCGACGGCUUCGUAGUGAAUUACGCUUUGGAAUCAUUUUUUAGGAAAUCGCUUUCACGUAUUUUUUUGUAUUUAAUGUUUUGGAACGGGCUCCUGUAUCAUCAUCACCGCAGCUUCAAACAGAACAUUUUCAAACAUUGGCAAUAUUUUAUUUUUCGUCUAUGUAGUACGAUUUUAAAGAAACCCUAAACCCUCCAAACAGAUCCUGGAUGUUUCUCGAGAAGUAGUGAAAUUCAAUGCCGGCGGGUUUUUCCCUCUCUCUUUUCCGAUCGCACUGUAUAUAUAUGCCCUAAAUGCCUAGAAUAAAGAGGACGUCCAACACUUCGAAUGUGAUGCAUUUGUCAAAGAGUAAGAUUAUUCGAUUAACAUGGGCAAUAAGCAAACGAUAUUUACUGAUGAACAGCUAGACGCCUAUCAGGACUGCACUUUUUUCACACGCAAAGAAAUCCUUCGGUUACAUGGACGAUAUCACGAACUAGCUCCACAUUUAGUACCGAUGGACUACACUGAAGAGCCGGACGUCAAAUUGCCCUUAGCCCUUAUAGUCAACAUGCCGGAGCUGAAGGAAAACCCCUUCAGAAACCGGAUCGUGGAGGCCUUCUCUGAGGACGGCCUGGGGAACCUCAGCUUUAAUGACUUUGUGGACAUGUUUUCUGUGCUCAGUGAAAUGGCACCCAGAGAACUGAAAGCCAUCUAUGCUUUCAAAAUAUAUGAUUUCAACACAGACAACUACCUCUGCAAAGAGGAUCUGGAGAAGACCUUGAACAAGUUGACAAGGGAGGAACUGACAGCUGAAGAGGUGAACCUGGUGUGCGAAAAGGCCAUCGAGGAGGCAGACCUGGACGGCGACAACAAGCUCUCCUUUGCCGAUUUUGAGAACAUGAUUUCACGAGCACCUGACUUCCUAAGCACCUUCCACAUACGAAUCUGACCGUGUUCAAGGACAUGUGCACAUGAUGACCAUUCACGUGAACAGGUUAUCUUCUACUUCACUGGGACCACGGGCUGACCACGCUCUUCCUGACCAGCGACCGCGUGAAGCACUAUUUCCAAAACCAGGAAUAAUUGUCUGGGCUUUUAUCAAAAUUUCUUAGAGGAAAGCACAGGCCUUUGUGCCAUUUUCAUCUGUAAUCCAGAGGACUAAGCAAACGAGCGCAUGGUUUCCCCCCUCCCCCUCCCCAUACAAUAUCACAGCUCCUCAGGCUGCUGACCGGUUAGCAGGAAUGCGCCUUUGUUUUCAAAGGAAAAAAAAGGAAAAAGGUACAAAAGAACUGCGUUUAAUUGGAUACCUCCUGUUGGCACAGUGUUGUGUCUCCGGAUUUUUUCAGCGGCUUCUGACCUACAGCCUCAGGGCUUUUUCUUAUGACAGACCUUUUUAACAUGUCUCCGAUGCACACCUGAAAUAUGUGACAGAUGUGCUCACGUGUCAAGGAAUUGAGGAAGAGAAUUUAGGGCAAAAAAGCACAGCUUUUUUUGCUACCAAGGAGGUGAAGGCAGAUUUAUUUUCUAUCAGCUAUGCAAUCUUUCUCUAUUACAGUGCAUGAACGCAAACUGUUAAUGGCAAAUUUGCUUCGUGUGUUGUUUUAAUUCCACUACUGGAGCAUGACGACAAUCAUAUCUUCCUAAAUUUUCUCCAGUUUAAAGAAGGGCUUUUUUAUUUUUUGACCUUCCUCAAUCUCUGUCCUAUCCAAUGUCUGCCCGAAGUUUGAUCAGGCUUUAAUACCUGUUUUCCUGUUUUUGACUUUGGAUGUUAGUGUCAAUUACCCCAGAUUUUUUGUCAGCUGUUUGACAUGAUAAAAAACAUUUGGGCUACAAUUUCAAUAAAUGUUAUUUUCUGUU
Messenger RNA from Anguilla rostrata (American eel), 1882 nucleotides. RefSeq names its product calcium and integrin-binding family member 2-like. Gene Ontology annotation, biological process: calcium ion homeostasis. Gene Ontology annotation, cellular component: stereocilium; cytoplasm; cell periphery. NCBI's taxonomy places the organism in Eukaryota, Metazoa, Chordata, Actinopteri, Anguilliformes, Anguillidae. The record is from RefSeq and is a predicted model, not a curated record. Gene Ontology annotation, molecular function: calcium ion binding; magnesium ion binding. The transcript is spliced from 6 exons. The coding region runs from base 411 to 974 and encodes 187 amino acids.